Molecule: messenger RNA, 642 nt
Organism: Aspergillus niger
Lineage: Eukaryota; Fungi; Ascomycota; Eurotiomycetes; Eurotiales; Aspergillaceae
Exons: 4
Coding region: 1-642 (213 amino acids)
Source: RefSeq, a predicted model, not a curated record
AUGGAUGACCCAGAUAGGGGAGAAAUACACCAUUCAUAUCCGUGUAUAACAUCGGAUACUGCGCUUGCUUAUGCAGCAAUGACAAGGAGCUUCAUGCUUCCGGUUGUAACAGCCAUACAUCGGUCUGACAGAGAAGGAGAUACAGUGUCAACGUGUCAGUAUGGUGAUCCUGGCGUAUGGCUUCUAUUCGAAAUGAAGCCAGAAUGCAGGGAGAAAUGUGGGACAAACGUUGGCUCACAGCAUCAAGGGCAAACAAAUGGAUGGACUGGAAGAUUAGGACACGCUUCAAGGGAUCGAGAGGAGUCGAAGGGAAGAAGCGUUCUCGCCGCGAACCUCUCAGAGAUGCGAGUCAUUUCACCUCCUAGCCUAAUACUCCAUACCGCCGCCGACCGAUUCGCCUUGGAGCGAACCACCCAGGACCCACCCAGCUCAUGCACCGGACCGUACGGACUUGUGGGCGAGUCGUACGUAUGUCCCGGAGCACACUUGACGGAGAGUUUGAACUCUGUUGAGGUUUGUGGAAGCAGUCCGAAACUCCCGAAUCCACAUUCACACCCAUUAUCAAUCAUCACCCAUGGGUGUCGGAGGGAAAAAAAUAAUACUAGUAAUGGUCAUUAUAUAAAGAAAAUAAAGAAAUUAUAA